CAUAAAGAUGAGACUUCUAUUAUUGCCCGUCUCGCUGUUUUGCUGGUCGCUGGUCGCGGCCGUGCCUAUUCGAUCAAAAUAUGCUUUGGAAUACGAGUUGAGUCCCUCUCCAAAAUUGGAGAAGCGGUUAGAGACGGAAAAAGAGUCCCUGGUUCACUUAAAAGAAGCCAGUAAAAUCGACACUGAUACCGAGAAGCGUGAACACCAAUUUAUCAAUUACGAUCAUUUUGAUGAGGAUGAUGACUUCUACGGUAAAGACGAGAGUUAUGAGAAUCCGUGGACCAAGCAUGAACAAACCCAUCCGAAGGUAGAAAAGCUUGGCCAAAGUCAGUAUCAGAAAAAGCAAGCUGUCCGUUACGAGAAACGAGUAGACAAGCAAAGGGAGCUUAGUCAGGAAGUGAAGCAUGUGCCCAAGUUCAUCAAAAUGGUAGCCCAUGAAAGGUACGCAGAGGAUGACCAGUACAAAUACAAAUCAACUCCCUUGGAACGCGGUUAUCGCAAUGACAAAUUUGAAGAAAAGAGUGACAAAUACAUGGAUGGGUUCUAUGGAUAUGACGAUCACGGCGAAAGAAAACAGGAUAAAUUCGACCAAUACGGGCUUGAAAUAUAUCAGCCGAAAUAUGGUAAGGUUAAAGAAAACUACGAAGACGAGUAUGGGAAAUACGAGCGCGAGUAUAGCGACAAACACGGUGAUUUCUAUGACAAAUAUGAAUUCGACUACGAUGAUAAGUACGGAAAACUUGACGACGAUUAUGACGAGAAACAGUCCAAACACAGAAAUCCAUAUACUAAAAAGGGUGGCAAGUAUGACAGGGUCUACGACAAAUACGGUGAUGAAUACGACAGUGCGUACGAUGAUGAAUAUGGAAGGAAGCACAGCAGAUCGCUUGGUAAAAACUGGGGUAGUGAAGAUAUAGGUUAUUUUAACCCCCAUAAAGAGUACGAAGAUAAUCACAAGAACAGAUAUAUCCGGUCCUAUGGUAAAUAUGGUGGCAAGUAUGACAAGUUAAAUGACGGAUAUGGAGGUAGAUAUGAGAACAAAUACGAAGAGGGGGAGAAGGAUGGUUAUGCUCAAUCAUAUACCAAGUCGGAUAUUGAGUACGGUAAGCCGUACGCAUAUGAUGACAGCAGGUACAGUGAAGAAUUUGGAAAGUAUGCUAACGACAGUGAGGAUACCUACGAGGACGAGGAACAGUAUGACAGCAAAUAUGGCAAGAGUGUUGACAAAUAUGAUGAAAAGUUCGAUAACAACUAUGGCGCAUAUGAAAAUAGUUACUCGGAGAAUUAUGAAGAUGACAAAUCAAUUGGUAAAUACAACUAUUAUGAUAAAUACAGCCAACCGAAGAGAAGAUGGGGCCAUAGUUAUGCCGGGUAUUAGAUGGUUUAUCCGGCUGGCAAGUGACAUUGGACCUGCUACAUUUUUGAUCUAUUCUACCACUUGUGAUAUCAAAGAAUUUAACCUCCUU
Dicrocoelium dendriticum is the source of this 1466-nucleotide messenger RNA. The record is from the annotation of a GenBank genome assembly. NCBI's taxonomy places the organism in Eukaryota, Metazoa, Platyhelminthes, Trematoda, Plagiorchiida, Dicrocoeliidae.